Parastagonospora nodorum SN15 is the source of this 1059-nucleotide messenger RNA. RefSeq lists its product as hypothetical. Bases 1 to 1059 code for a protein of 352 amino acids. The transcript is spliced from 3 exons. Gene Ontology annotation, cellular component: fungal-type vacuole membrane. The record is from RefSeq and is a predicted model, not a curated record. Lineage: Eukaryota; Fungi; Ascomycota; Dothideomycetes; Pleosporales; Phaeosphaeriaceae.
AUGGAAACCAAGACUGAAACCGCUCGUGCCGACGAAGUGUACAGUGCUCCGCGCAAACAGGGUGGCAUAAUCAACAAAUUGUAUCCUCCCGGUCCGCAGCCAGGUGCAAAGGGACGAGUCAAGAACCACUGCAGGAAGUUCUGGUGGUGUGACUGUCUUGUCUUUGCCAUCAUUGUCUUGAUCGUCGUACUGCCCAUCAUCUAUGUGGCCAUACCCAACAAAGCACAAGACGAAAUCAACAAGUCGACACUGGAAGUCACAUCACAAGAAGUGACCAGCCCAACAGAGAAUGGUGUCCACUUGAAGUUAGAGUCUGUGAUCAGGUCUGAUAGCAGUUACCACCCUACCAUUGACAGUUUCCGUGCUGCUCUGUCUCUCGACGGCCAGGAUCCGUUCAUCCACAUUCAGAUUCCUGAAGCAAAGUCAGAAGCCGAGACUCGCGUCUCCGUCGACCAAGAUGCAGAGUUCACUUCCCUGGAAGCCUUCACUGCAUACACCAAGACCGUUUUGGGCGCUGAGACAUUCAACGUCAAUCUCAGAGGCAAAACCAACAUCCACCUCAAAGGCCUCCCAACGAUGGACGUCGACUACAACAAGGUCGUCUCAAUGAAGGGCCUUAACAAGCUCAAGGGCUUGAACAUCACCUCCAUCAAACUCCUCUCCGGCCAGUCCGAGCUCCUGGCCGACGGCUCCAACAUGGUCGGCGAAGUGUACAUCCCCAACCCCUCCGUCAUGACCCUCGACCUUGGCAACGUCACCAUGAACCUCGCCAUCGACAGCACAAGCAUCGGCACUGCCCUGCUGCCCAACCUCGUCCUCAAGCCCGGCGACAACAACGUCCCCAUGCAAGCAAAAAUUCAGCCCCUGGACGUCCUGAGCCUCGUGCAGACGAAAUACAAAAACGCAAUUGUCCCGCUGUCAAUCACAGGAAACUCGACGGUCAGGAACGGCGUGACUCUCAAGUACUACGAAGACGCGCUGAAGAGUAAUACCGUCAAUGUGGAUUUGAACGUUGGGCCGGCGCUGAGCACAUUGGGAAUUAAUAUCACGCAGAGCUAA